This is a messenger RNA of Tripterygium wilfordii, 1564 nucleotides long. Its product is annotated as eukaryotic translation initiation factor 3 subunit M-like. NCBI's taxonomy places the organism in Eukaryota, Viridiplantae, Streptophyta, Magnoliopsida, Celastrales, Celastraceae. Gene Ontology annotation, cellular component: eukaryotic translation initiation factor 3 complex; cytoplasm. Gene Ontology annotation, molecular function: translation initiation factor activity. The record is from RefSeq and is a predicted model, not a curated record. The transcript is spliced from 10 exons. The coding region runs from base 109 to 1341 and encodes 410 amino acids. Gene Ontology annotation, biological process: cytoplasmic translational initiation.
CAGAUUCACACGUCAGCCAAAAGGAUCAUUCGGGUUAGGGUUUUUCCACAAUAUCUGCUCGACUGCAAAGAAAAGCUUUCGAAUUAGCCGUUGCAGAGAGCUUCAAUCAUGGCGACUAUCGUCCCUACCUCCGACGAAGAUCCCGCUCUCGCCAUUGUCCGCUUCACCUCUGAACUAGCCUGGGCCGACGCUGGUCCCACGGUUGCAGAGUCACAGGUAACCAGGCUUUGUGUGGAAGCUCAAGAAUGCAUGGCAAUGGGUCGGUGGUUGGAUUUAGCAUCACUGAUGCUCACUUCAGCCGACUUGGUAUUGCCAAAGGUCUCUGAAAAAGAUCUCGAGUGUAUCUUCACUGUCAUCUGUGAUCUUGUCACGAAACCUGAUAGUACCGAUGAAGCACUUGAGAUGGCCAAACUUAUAUCGGCUAAACUUACUCAGCAACCAAAUUAUAAGACCGCAUUGCGCUUAAAGAUUUUGUUCAAUCUAUACAAUCUACUGGAAAACCCAUAUUGCCGAUUCUGUGUCUACAUGAAGGCCCUCAAUUUGGCAGUGAAUGGAAAAGUGACCGAGCACAUUGUACCUUCUUUCAAAAAGAUGGAUAGCUUCCUGAAAGAAUGGAAUCUUGAGAUCCAAGAUCAGAGAGAACUUUUUCUCAGCGUAGCUAAUGUAUUGAAAGAAAAUAAAAGCUCGGCAAAGGAUUCUUUUAAAUUCCUUACCAAGUAUUUGUCAACUUUCAAUGGUGAAGAUGCCUACACCAUGGGUGAAGCCAAAGAGGAAGCUGUCCGCACAAUUAUUGAAUUUGUGAAGGCUCCGGACGUGUUUCAGUGUGACUUGCUAGAGAUGCCUGCUGUUGGGCAACUAGAGAAGGAUGCUAAAACUGCAUUGGUAUAUCAGCUUCUGAAGAUCUUUCUGACUCAGAGACUAGAUGCCUACUUAGAGUUUGAUGCUGCAAAUUCUACUCUACUCAAAAGCUAUGGUCUUGUUCAUGAAGACUGUAUAGCAAAGAUGAGGUUGAUGUCCCUAGUUGAUCUUGCAUCAGAUGAAUCUGGUCAAAUUCCUUAUGCUCUUAUAAGGGAUACUCUUCGGAUUAAUGAUGAUGAGGUAGAACUGUGGGUGGUUAAGGCAAUAACUGCGAAGUUAAUUGAUGGCAAAAUGGAUCAGAUGAACCAGGUUCUAAUAGUGAGCCGGUGCACCCAGCGUGUGUUUGGCCAUCAUCAGUGGAUAUCGCUCAGAACAAGGCUAGCAACGUGGAGGGACAAUAUUACGAAUGUCAUUGGUACAAUACAAACGAACAAGAUAAGUGAAGACAGCUCGCCGGCAAUGCAAGGCAUGACGAUUCGAUGAAAUUGUUUACAGGUAGUGGUCAUCCGCAUUGCUACGUUGGAAAUUCAGUUACGAACUAACAAGUUCAGUUGUAAUUUUAUUCAAGUAUGAUGCUUUAGAUGAGUUUCAUUCCAAUGGAUGUCGUCUAGAAUCAUUUUUUUCCCUGGUGGUUACUUUUAUUUCCAAUAUUUUUGUUGGAUGUCUAUUACAAUCUGGAAAGUAGAAACUUGCUGGUUUUGAAGAA